CGCUGAAACCCGCAAGCGUCACGUCGCGACCACAGGGAGCCCCCAAAGCCAAUGUGGCAUGGGCUGUUUCUUUUCCUAAACUCUAUAACUUUGUAACAUAUUCCUGCUCUCCGAUCUCCUCUUUAACCACGACCGCUAGCUGCAGAAGCACACGGAGCACACCACCGACACAUACAACACUGCUUCUACCCAACAAAACACCGCACAACGCACCUGUAUGACGACGAUCAGGCUAUAAGCGCUGGGAACGUCGCCUUGCCGCGACGGCUGCUAGUUGACUUCCGAACGCUUACUGAAACACUUCACUCGCCCUGAAAUCAAGUCUAAAGACCCUCUCGCUGUUGUCAAAGUACGGACGACCGCCUCUGCUGCGCAAUGGCAACCUUCGUCAUGGAUGAGGACAUGCAGUCCGACACGCAACAGCCUUUUGCUCUGCCUGACGGGCCACCGUCUGCGAGCAAGUCAAGAUCCAUGUCCGACGGCGAGGCUACCGCUACUAAACUCUCGCCGUCACAGUAUAUUGCCCAGUCCUCAAAGAAUGCCUCCCAGGACGACAUUGGCAUCAAGGACACGCCGCCGCCAGCAACUCCACGCCGCUCGAUCAUCCGGGGACAGCUGUCUGAUGCCCUCGACGCCGCAAGACAGAACACGCCACCCCCUCAGAGUACAAUGACGACACCGAAUACACAAAUACGACAAGCACCGCCAUCGCCUAGAGCCGAACAUGCCCAGAUGUAUGCGUCCCCGACGAACCUGCUACCGAGACGAUCACGCGGCCUCGACUUCUCCCGCGCGGCUACGAGCUUACAUCACUCUACAUUAGCCGAGCAGCCAUCACUAGAGUCUUCGGGCACUGUUGGUGGUCGAGGAAUCAAUAUACCAGGCCGUCGAGGUGGUUACAGCGGAACAGAGCAGACGUCGUCGUCCCUCUGGUCCGUCGUGGGAACCCAGGAACGCAUGACUGUCAGCAGCUCGCUGGGUAGCACCCAAGCCAUGGGCUCUGAUACGUCUAGCUCCUCUGACGACGACCUCAUGGAUGAGGAUGCCGACGAAUCCUACAUCACUACUCCCCAGGUCUACAAAACAGGCCUACCUGGCGCUGGCGUCUUUGGAAACCCCUUUGGAUCGCCAGCCAUGGGAAGCCCAGCCAGCUUUCAGCAAAGACAACGGCCGCGUAAAACAAUAAAGAAGAAACCCCGCGGCCCUCUUGGCUUAGGGUUUAAUAUUGCGUCAGCGUCCCUUUCAAGGUCCCCUCCUGCUCAAAACCCCCGUGCUCGACGAGAGAGCAUUACUUGGCAAGCAAACCAGCUAAACCUGUCAGCGGCAGAGGGCGAUGAUACAUCCAGAUCGCUCAGCGAUGCGGAUGGGAACCCUACUGAGGCCCAAGUCCGCCGUGUUACCGCCAGACGUGGCAAUCUUUUGCCCAAAACAAAAGGAUUCGCACGCAUUAGAGCAGCGCUUAUGGAAGAGGGCGCGCCGGCUGAUGCCGAAACAAAACGAGAGGCCGAGGUUGUCAAGCAGGUUCGCGAUAGCGACAGCACCGAAAGCAGACUGACAUCAACCAAUCUGGACUUGGCAUCCGUGACGGCAGCAUUGUCGUCUCCAAAUUUGACGACUCUAGAUGCAGAAGAACCACUGGAGGAUGACCUGAUGGGCGACAUGUCCAUGGCGUUCCCGAGCAGCUUCAAGCAACAAGCCAUGAGAAACUCUAAAGGCAAAGCAUUCUGGGACACCUUUUCGGAAUGCAGCAGCGUUGGGGGCAGCAGAGCUUCACCUCCUCCAGCCCCCUUUUUACCCCGCGACUCAUCCUCUGGCAUCAGUGAAGACGCAGGCACUGAUUCGCCCUUUACUACUGGUGGCGCGUAUAGCCAAGGACAUUCCCAAGCCAGUGCCGUUGGGCCUAUGCCUCCUACUGCUGCAGAAAUAACCCGACGCAUCAAUACAAAGCGUCGGCGAGACGACGACUUUGACCCGACUAGCUUCAAGCGCCGCGCCGUCAGUCCAGGGCUAAGCGUCCACAAUUCGCCCAUUGUGCAGAGUCCAAUGCAACGAGACGCUCUGCCAUGGGGAACCUCGUCUCGCCCAGGUAGCGUCACUGGACCAGUAGCAGGCGAGAAGGCCGCCACUAGCAGUGCACCGAGUGAUUCUGGAAGCGGCACACCAGCAACCUCCGGCAGCAAGCCUGGUGCCAAGGGCCGUGUUGGCGUUCAAGGCAUGGGCGACACCAACGAUGGCAUUAUGCGUAUGAGCAUUGAAUAAAACACUGCUAGCGCAACAUCUGUACUUAUAACCCCCUCCUACUGUGUUUGCCAUAGUAGGACCCGCUCAAUUUGAUUUAGCGACUGAUACAUUGACCAUCUUUGCUUUUACAGCUGUUUGAGCUUGGAGUCACGGGCUUCCAUUUCAUUUUUGCACAUUUGAUUCUUUUUUUCAUCUUUCUUAGGAAAUAAUACAUAGCGUAAUUAAAAGAGUAUAGAUCUAUAUCAGACCAGAAAUAAAAAUACCAUGGACAAGUUCCUCGUACUGUCCCAAACGCCUAGCUAUGCUAAAAGUGAAAGCAAAACGAAAAGCACAAAACGUACACUGCAACACCACACGCAUUGCAUUUACUCCAGAGCCACACUUUCCUCAGGCACCUUGAGAGUGCUGAGACGAUCGUCCAGCCAGCGUGCAAGCUCCGCAGCGUGUCUGCGCAUGGCUACGACUGACGUUGCCGUCGUGCUGUCCAAGCUCGUCGUCGUGUGCGCCCCAGCACUCGCAAGGCUUUCCACAUCGCUAGGGCUUCCUCCAGACGUUGUGAUUGUUGCAUCUGCAUACGAGACGUCCACGCCGCGCGGGUCAGCGGUCAAGUCGGCUGGGGCAGCAUCGGCAGCAGACGGGCCAAUGCAGACAAAGAGAAGCCCGCACUUGAGGCGGCGGAUGAUGACGGUGCCCUGCGUAAGCUGGACGGUGAUUGUGACGGGCUUGAUGGAGUUUGCAGGCGCCAGGCCGGUCCGUCCUCUCGUCUUGCUGCUGCGGGUCGGCAGACGGCCCUCGUCGUCGUCGUGGCUGUAGGCUGCGUCGUCCUCGUCGUCGUCCUCGGGAGGCGGGCUGGCUCGAGGCUCGGGGGUGUCUGCGCCGGGGAGAGCACUGGGCAGGACGGCCGACGAGGAGGUGUGUAUGGCAAGCAGGGAGCCGGCGACAGUGGCGUGGGUGCGCAGCACGGAGACGGGGUUCGGGCUGGCGUGGGCGAGGAGCUUGCCCUGGCUGGUGGUGAGCAGUAGUGUUGGGAGCUGCGGCGACUGGUUGGCGUGGAGGAAGGCCGUGAGGCGCUUCGUUAGGAGGAGCGGUGUUGCUGUGUUUUGGAGCGACAUUGCAAGGUGGUUAGUUGGUCGAGAGAUGAGGCAGCAAGCAGGUCUGCUGCGGCGGGGGUGGGCGUUGUAGAAGUUGGCGGGCUCUCUUAGGGUUUGUUGGAUUGCUCUGGGUGCUGUGUCGUCGGAUAGGAGGGGAAUAGGAGGUGUUGCAAAGGGAGAGACGAGACGAGAAGGAGGUUGGCGGUGGUGGUUUAUGCGGGUGAAGCUGCGGUGGAUUUUGCCAGCUGCGCCAAUGUUGUAUUCUGGCCGUUCUUGGAUCUUGGGCGACGUCACCCGCAGAAAGUGGGCCAGCAGCAACGCCUGUGGGUUCAGUGCAGUGCGGUGCGGUGCGUUUUGGGGGGCUGUGGCUGGUGCUGCAGCAGCAGGUGUUGAGGUGGUGAGCUGGAGGGAUUGGAUUGCAGACUAGAAAUAAAAAGAAAAAUGAGUAA
Molecule: messenger RNA, 3781 nt
Organism: [Torrubiella] hemipterigena
Lineage: Eukaryota; Fungi; Ascomycota; Sordariomycetes; Hypocreales; Clavicipitaceae
Source: the annotation of a GenBank genome assembly